Molecule: messenger RNA, 1064 nt
Organism: Corticium candelabrum
Lineage: Eukaryota; Metazoa; Porifera; Homoscleromorpha; Homosclerophorida; Plakinidae
Product: methylmalonic aciduria type A homolog, mitochondrial-like
Exons: 6
Coding region: 1-813 (270 amino acids)
Cellular component (GO): cytoplasm
Molecular function (GO): GTPase activity; GTP binding
Source: RefSeq, a predicted model, not a curated record
AUGACUGAGAAGGGCUGGAAGCAGACACCAUUGUCACAUUGUCGUUUACUAGUCGAGUCUGCGCAUCCCGUCAAACGUCUGCUGGGUCAGUCGAUUAUCACCGCCGUGUUGGAGCAGUUCCACAGAAAUCAUCCGUCGACAUUCCGAGUCGGGAUCACAGGACCACCCGGUGCUGGAAAGUCAACAUUUAUUGAGACAUUUGGGACGUUUCUGACGUCACAAGGACACAAAGUUGCAGUCCUGGCAGUUGAUCCGAGUUCUUGCACAACUGGUGGAUCUCUUCUUGGUGACCGAACGAGGAUGCCUCAAUUGUCACGUAAUCCUAAUGCUUAUAUCAGACCAUCUCCGUCGUCAGGAGCACAAGGUGGUGUAACAAGGAGUACUGGCGAGACCAUUCUACUUUGUGAAGCUACCGGUUACAACAUCAUUUUAGUGGAAACGGUAGGAGUGGGUCAAGCAGAACAUGCUGUUGCUGACAUGGUGGAUAUGUUUGUACUUUUGACCCCUCCAGGAGCAGGAGAUGAGCUCCAGGGCAUGAAAAGAGGUGUUGUCGAGUUGGCUGACAUGGUUAUUGUAACGAAAGCCGAUGGUGAGUUGAUGAAAGCAGCAAAUCAUAUGAAAGCAGAAUACCUCAGUGCACUGCGCUUUCUCAAACGACAAUCAAAGUUAUAUUACCCCAAGGUCCAUCUCAUUUCUUGCCAAGAAAACAAAGGAAUCAAUGAAAUAUGGGAAGAGAUGCAUGGCUUCAGACAGAUAAUGCAGGUAAUAGCCAGUCUGUUGUCAACACAAAUAACCACACAAGUGCUACUCUAACCAAUACCUGCAUACCUCUCAGUCCCCAUCUAUUUAUUUAUCUACUCACAUGUGUGUGUGUGUGUGUGUGUGUGUGUGUGUGUGUGUGUGUGUGUGUGUGUGUGUGUGUGUGUGUGUGUGUGUGUGUGUGUGUGUGUGUGUGUGUGUGUGUGUGUGUGUUUUAUAUUGUAGGAGUCGGGACACUUUGAAUCAAAACGACAUCAGCAACGGAAAGCCUGGAUGUGGAAUCACAUUCGACAUCAAAUACUGUC